AUGGUAGCAACAGGCACAAUGUUUAUAGCGUACCUCAAGCAUAUUUGUGGAAUGUUUAGCAUUGCAAGUUUCCGUAUUAAGAAGGCAAUGGCAAUUAAUAUGCAACACGAAGAAAAAAUGAAUGAAGAAAAAAUGGUUAUAAUUUAUAAAGGAUUAAUAUGUGCGAUAGAUAUUCAUCGCAAAGCUAUAGAGUUUUCUCAAGUCAUCAUAAAGAGUUUUGAAGGAUCUUUCUUCUGUUUAAUAGUGGCUAGUAUGAUUUGCUUAACCAGCACUCUUGUUCAAAUCAUAACAUAUAAUAGCACAGAGCAACUUGUAUUACGACUUAUAUACAUAAGUAUCCUCUAUAUGUACAUGUUUUUGUCCAAUUAUACCGCACAAGAUAUUACAGAUCACAAUGAAUACGUAUUUGCUACAGUAUAUAAUGUUGAAUGGUACGUGGCUCCGUUACACAUAAAAAAAAUGAUGUUAUUUCUACUGCAAAAAGGUACAAAGACUUUUCAUUUGAUCCUCGGUGGAAUAUUCGUUGCGUCUAUGGAAAGUGCUGCUACGUUGAUGGGUACUUCAAUAUCUUACUUCACUGUUCUCUAUUCUACAAGUACGAAACAAUUGCAAAAUAAUUAA
Molecule: messenger RNA, 621 nt
Organism: Atta colombica
Lineage: Eukaryota; Metazoa; Arthropoda; Insecta; Hymenoptera; Formicidae
Exons: 6
Coding region: 1-621 (206 amino acids)
Biological process (GO): sensory perception of smell; detection of chemical stimulus involved in sensory perception of smell
Cellular component (GO): plasma membrane
Molecular function (GO): odorant binding; olfactory receptor activity
Source: RefSeq, a predicted model, not a curated record